AUGUGUUCAAGGCAACUUUCUCAAAAAGAGCUCAAGCUGAAAGAUGAAUUUGGAAAAUGUGGUUUAGAAGAAAUGUGUAUUACCACAGCAACACUGUCGACUUCAAAUACUUUGUUUCUUGUUAAUAAGCCAGCAUUAUACAAGAUUAAGAAUACCAACAGCUAUCUUCUAUUUGGAGAUCCAGUUGACUAUACAACUGUAUUGAAACAGCUGCAAGAAUCCUCUAAAGAUCCCGAAACAUUGAAAAGGAUGAUGGAAGGAGAGUCUAAGGUAGAGGAAGCAGAGAUUAAUGGUGAAGCUAAUGCUAAGAACGAUGUAGAGGAAAUAUCUAAGAAGGUUGAGGAUGUCAAAAUUGACUCAUUUGAGUUUAAAGAAGAUGAUAUUACAUUGAUAAUGAGUGAAAGCAACAUUUCAAGAGAAGAGGCCAUAAAAGCGCUUUCAAAUGCUAACAAUGAUGUAAUACAAGCCUUGGUUAAUCUAAAUAAGCAAUAA
Vittaforma corneae ATCC 50505 is the source of this 492-nucleotide messenger RNA. RefSeq lists its product as uncharacterized. NCBI's taxonomy places the organism in Eukaryota, Fungi, Microsporidia, Nosematidae. Gene Ontology annotation, biological process: protein targeting to membrane. Gene Ontology annotation, cellular component: nascent polypeptide-associated complex; cytoplasm. The transcript has a single exon. The record is from RefSeq and is a predicted model, not a curated record. Bases 1 to 492 code for a protein of 163 amino acids.